ACGUGAGCAUGUAGAGUGGUCCAUGCUGUUACAAGCUCAUUCCACGCUUUAUGCAGUUGACAUUUUGGGAUUAGGUUAUGCAAAUUAGCAAGAUGGUAUCCAUCAGAAGUAAAUGGAUUUACAGUGAGGGCAGUAUUUUAACAUGGAAAAGUAGUGAAACCAUUUCCUGAACACAACUUUUUAAAAAUACGUAAUGCCAACAUGCUUAUGCGUUACGUGUGAAAGAAUGUUGCAUGAUGUGCGAAACUUUGCAAGUGAGACAUUUAUAGUCAAUAGCACAUUGGAGAUCAAGAACUAUGUCUAAACUAUGAUGUGCAUUAUCCCCCAAAUGAAGAGGUUUUAUGUAAUUAGCUGAUGUGUGUGUUUUAACCAAGUUUGGGAGAAUAUCAGGAGAAAAAAAUAUUUAGUAAUUUAAGAAUUCUGUAUAGCUGAGGAGGAGUUAAGGAUUAAGUCCAUUAGUCAGUAGCAAUUGAGUAUGUAAUACCCAAGCAAUUUGCUUCAGGUGGACAAAAAGUCUGUACUAGAUUAAUUUGUGAACAAAUACAGCAGCUUGAAACUUUAAGUACUGUAUAGCGAAUGGUUGGCCUACUUUGUUUAAAGCCUUUUAAACCUACCUAAAGUGGCAGGAAGCCUGACAAAUAGGAAAAUACUACAAAGUGAAGAGAAAAUUCACUUCAUGAGAACUGAGCUCUGCUUUGAUUGGCUUUUAAAUUUUAUUUAUAUUAAUAACUGAUUAGUGUCAGAUCAUCUCUGUAGUCUACUGUGGUGAAAUUAUUAGGUUAAAGCUGGAAAAAAUGAAACAAUUAAAAAGAAAAAGGAAAAGCAAUUUUAGUGUUCAGGAAACUCAAACACUCCUUAAGGAAAUAAGGAAAAGGAGAGAAGUACUCUUUUCAAAGCAACUUAAUACAACAAUUAAUGAGUUGAAACGAAAAGCUUGGGAGGAUAUAGCAGAGUGUGUAAAUGCUGUAGGUGAAGGAGAGCAAAGAACAGGGACAGAAGUGAAAAGGAGAUACCUUGACUGGAGAGCACUCAUGAAGAGAAAACGUCUGAAUGCAAACAUCAAAGUAGUAGGUGCUGGGUUUCACCUUCCUUCAUCCAAUUUAGAUGACUCUCUCAAUGAAGACAUGGAUGAGAAAAUGGGAUUUGCAAUUGAAUCUAGUUUUGAAUGGCAAAAUAUCACUGACUUCAGAGAAGCCGGUGGAUCUUUAACAGAAAUCAAAGUAGAAGAGGAAGAGGAGGAUCCGCAGAAUUUUGAAUUUCCCAUUGAGGAAGAAGAAGAAAUUUUGUCAUCAGUUUUGCCAGAUUCAAAAAAGGAAAAUGACCUACCAGAAUUCCCCCAGAUUGAAGAGUUUGGAAGUCUAAACUCUGUUCAAGCUAGGCUAGCCUAUGAAGAUUCUCACUUGCUUAUAAAUCUGGAGAAGCAGAAGGUGGAGCUGGAGAAGCAGCGACUAGAUAUUGAAGCGGAAAGGUUGCAAGUGGAGAAGGAGCGCCUGCAAAUAGAAAAAGAGCGGUUGCGGCAUGUUGAUGUGGAGCGUGAGAGACUUCAGAUUGAGAAGGAGCGGCUUCAGAUCGAAUGGGAGAAGCUCAGGCUAGAGAGACUGAAUGCUGAAAAACCUGCCCUGGAAAAUGACCUCACCCAAACUGAAAAACCCAUCAUGCAGCCACUGGAUCUAGAAACUGAGAAGUUAAAACUUGAAAAAGAACGUUUGCAGUUAGAGAAAGAGAGGCUGCAGUUCCUAAAGUUUGAGUCAGAGAAGCUGCAGAUUGAGAAGGAACGCUUGCAAGUGGAGAAGGAGCGCCUUCGAAUUCAGAGAGAGGGUCACUUGCAGUGAACUUCUCAAUGGAAGUGUCAACGUUAGCAUUUUGAUGUUUGUAAAAUAGAGGUAGUUUUUUCUUAAUACUGAGAUUGUCCUAGAGGUGAAACAUUCUUCUGUUCAGAGUCGAAUGUUGAUGUUAAAAUGAAAACGAAAGGAAAAGAAAAAAAGCAAGGAAAAAGAGUGGUGCUCAAUAUGUCUGUGUGCCUAUAUAAAUGAGCUUAUGUGUGAAGUUGCUUUUCAGUGUGUCAGAAUAAGUGUUAUAUUCUCUUGUCUUCAGUAUUGUGUUGUAUUAGUUUGGCGUCCUCCAUCCUCCUCUCAUAGAUGUGUUGAGAAGAAGCAAGGCUGAACAUUGUACUUUUUUCACUGUGCUAACAGU
This is a messenger RNA of Pezoporus occidentalis (night parrot), 2193 nucleotides long. RefSeq names its product Myb/SANT DNA binding domain containing 4 with coiled-coils (gene MSANTD4). The transcript has 3 exons. The record is from RefSeq and is a predicted model, not a curated record. Lineage: Eukaryota; Metazoa; Chordata; Aves; Psittaciformes; Psittacidae. The coding region runs from base 795 to 1832 and encodes 345 amino acids.